AUGUCAGCAUAUAUGCACAAGAAGAAGUAUAAAUUAGCUAUGAAGUUACUACAACUUACUUUAACAAAUAGGGAACUCACACAGUAUCAAAGAGAUAAGCACGACCAUGUUGACCUUGAAAUGCCUAUGACAAAAUUAAGAUUAAAGUUACUUCAAAAUGCUCUUUAA
Messenger RNA from Funneliformis caledonium, 168 nucleotides. NCBI's taxonomy places the organism in Eukaryota, Fungi, Glomeromycota, Glomeromycetes, Glomerales, Glomeraceae. The record is from the annotation of a GenBank genome assembly.